AUGCCGCCAUCAGCUUGCACAAACUUCCCAACAAACACAACUGCUUCAAACAUUGCUGCUGUCGCAAUGAAUGCUGAAGGUAAUAUGGGAAACACCAAAAUACCGAAGACUAAACGGGGCGUUGAUAAUUCACUGAGAUAUCGAGUAGUGGAUGAGAUUUGUCAGGAAACUAAUCUAUAUAAUAUACUCGGUAUUGAGAGAACUGCAACUUCAGAAGAACUACGGAAGGCUUAUAUUAGUCGAUCACGAAUUUGCCAUCCAGAUAAAUUCCCUGGAUAUCCAAAAGCAACAGAAGCAUUCCAAAAACUUUCAUAUGCAUACGAAACACUAAAUAAACCAUCUAGUCGUCGUGCAUAUGAUGUAUCAGGAUCAAGCGAUCUUGGCAAUGCAAGCGGAAUGGGUGAUGAAACUUUACAUGGUGUUCUAUAUCAGAUUUCGGUGAAUAUGUCUGCAGUUGUUUUUGGAAUUCAUGGAUGGCGACUUCGAAAUGAUACGCGCCUUAAUGCGCUCAACGAGGGCAAUCCGAGUUUGAAUCUUGGAGAUGACGCAAUUGAAACCUUAGAGCACGCUUUUCGAAGAAUGAGGGAACUUCUCUUGGCCGGCCAAAAAUACAUCAAAAUUGUGCAAUUUGAGCUCAUGCGAGUAUACGAUCUCCAACAAGAACUUCGAUCGUUAUCAUAUUUCGAUGUUUUUGGACGACUACGACUGACCCUUCAACUAGCGCGUCUUACGCUAAGCAUCCCAAUGCUUAUUGAUCAAGCGAUGAAGCACGAAUUUGCAAUUAAUGGCGGCAAAGGCAAAUACCGAGGUCUACUAGGUGACGGUAUGGCAAAAGUGCUCGCCGGUUUAGUGACACUAUUGGAACGAGGAGAAAAAUUUGUAUAA
This is a messenger RNA of Ambispora leptoticha, 885 nucleotides long. The record is from the annotation of a GenBank genome assembly. NCBI's taxonomy places the organism in Eukaryota, Fungi, Glomeromycota, Glomeromycetes, Archaeosporales, Ambisporaceae.